AUGUCUCUGACCAAGGCCGAGAGGACCCAUGUCCUGUCCCUGUGGGACAAGGUCUCUGCACAGGCGAAUGUUGUGGGCCCUGAGGCCCUGGAGAGGCUCUUCUGCUGCUUCCCGCAGACCAAGACCUACUUCCCGCACUUCGACCUGAGCGCCGGCUCGGCCCAGCUGCAGGCUCAUGGCACCAAGGUGUUGAACGCGUUGGGCGAAGCGGUCAAGAGCCUGGACAACGUCUCCGGCGCCCUGGCCAAGCUGAGCGAGCUGCACGCCUACGUGCUGCGCGUGGACCCCGUCAACUUCAAGCUCUUGGCGCACUGUCUGCUGGUCACUCUGGCCGCGCACUUCCCCGACGACUUCACGGCCGAAACCCACGCCGCCUUGGACAAGUUUCUGACCCUCGUGUCCUCCGUGCUGACCGAGAAGUACCGCUAAGCGAAGCCGCCUCGUAGGAGGCCA
Messenger RNA from Suncus etruscus (white-toothed pygmy shrew), 453 nucleotides. Its product is annotated as hemoglobin subunit zeta-like. Gene Ontology annotation, cellular component: haptoglobin-hemoglobin complex; hemoglobin complex; blood microparticle. The transcript has 3 exons. NCBI's taxonomy places the organism in Eukaryota, Metazoa, Chordata, Mammalia, Eulipotyphla, Soricidae. Gene Ontology annotation, biological process: hydrogen peroxide catabolic process; oxygen transport. The record is from RefSeq and is a predicted model, not a curated record. Bases 1 to 429 code for a protein of 142 amino acids. Gene Ontology annotation, molecular function: oxygen carrier activity; haptoglobin binding; oxygen binding.